Molecule: messenger RNA, 126 nt
Organism: Paramecium octaurelia
Lineage: Eukaryota; Ciliophora; Oligohymenophorea; Peniculida; Parameciidae
Source: the annotation of a GenBank genome assembly
AUGAUUAAGAAUAUUUAUCAAGAAGCCCGAGCCCCAAACAGACACAUCACGAAUGUAAAGUUUAAGCCUAUUCAUAUAAAAUAUAUGUUCUAAUUGGUAAAUUUGUAAUUUACCCAAUUUAUUUGA